AGAGUGAUAUUCAUGAUAAGUUUUGAUAGAACAUUAAAUCUUUUUUUGUUGUUGAGAGUUUUAUGGAUGUUGUUAUUGUCUUCAGCAAUCAUAAGAUUCAACUAGGAAAGCCGUCUGCCUGUUUCCUUUUUAAAAAUUUUAAAUUAUAAAAUGCCUGUCAAUUCUCAACUAACAUUUCAAAUAUUGUGAAUUUUAUAUUUUAGCAGUACUUCUAGUAGACGAAUGUGAUUUGAUUUGAUUUGAUUUGAUUUGAUACAGUCGCAAAUGUUUUUACAAUAUUGAUAUAAUCAAAUCCAAAAUGUGUUCUGAUGUAUGUAAGUGUAUCAAAAAGGCCGGUUUCUUUGUCAGAACUAUUCAAAUUUCUGAAGAUGAAAAUAUAUCAGAGAAAUCGUCCUAAAAGAAUUGGAUAGCUUUGAACAAAUAUAUAUUUUGGUAAAUGGGAAUUUUUAGUGAGGAUUUAUCCCUUCUUGAUGGUUUAAAGAAAACCCAGAGCAUAGUUCGGCAAAUGAGAGAUAUGUCCUUAGAUAAAUUAAAUGAAUGCAGACACUUAGAAGCAUCACUCAACGACAGCGAGAAAACGGAAAUAAAAUUCGAACAUUUUGAUAGGAUAAUGCCGCACAAGAAAACUCACGAAGUGACGCUCAUGUCGAAGUACGUUGAGAAACUCUGUGAAGAGCACAGCUCGAAAUUUUUGGUCGACUUAGGAAGUGGUAAAGCAUACCUAUCCCAGGUUCUGAGUUUCCUUCACAAUAUACCCGUCCUUGCAGUUGACUCUCAGGAGAUAAAUACUAUAGGAGCAGACAACAGGCAGAAGAAUCUAACCAGGACCUGGACUGCUCUGGAGAAGAGAGCCAAGGAGAGGAAGGAAGGAAGAAUUCCACCAACUAGAAAACAAAAACUUAAACUUCGAACAAAUAAGAAGCCGAUAAACAGCGAAGAAAUUGGGGUAAUUGGAGAUUUUUUGAACAUUGAUUUGACAGAUAUUUUUGAUCAGUCAGAGAAAUCUCUAGAGCAAACUGAUUCUUUAGCAAAGAGUUAUUCAGCAGAGAAGAUUGAUUCUCCAGAGAAGAUUGAUUCUUCAGAGAAAAUUGAUUCUCCAGAGAAGAUUGAUUCUCAAGAGAAGAUUGAUUAUCAAGAGAAGAUUGAUUAUCAAGAGAAGAUUGAUUCUUCAGAGAAGAUUGAUUCUUCAGAGAAGAUUGAUUCUCCAGAGAAGAUUGAUUCUCCAGAGAAGAUUGAUUCUCCAGAGAAGUUUGAUUCUCCAGAGAAGAUUGAUUCUCCAGAGAAGAUUGAUUCUCCAGAGAAGAUUGAUUCUCAAGAGAAGAUUGAUUCUCAAGAGAAGAUUGAUUCUCAAGAGAAGAUUGAUUCUCCAGAGAAGAUUGAUUCUCCAGUGAAGAUUGAUUCUCCAGAGAAGAUUGAUUCUCCAGAGAAGAUUAAUUCUUCUGAGAAGAAAGAUUCUCAGGAGAAGAAUAUUGUAAUUAUAAACCAGGCACCAGAGAAUGAGAAAGAAGAGUUAGUAAAAACGAAAAAAGAAAACUGGGUUACUCAUGACCGUAAGGGCACUAAGCCCAACGUAUAUGAGGAUAGAACGGUUAAACUUACAACUCAGUUUAUAUCUGACGGAACGGAUUUGGGAGGGAUUGUAUCAGAGCAUUUACCGGAGUUCAAGGAUAGGAUGGGGAUCAUAGGUCUUCACACCUGCGGGAACCUUACUCCCUCCUCGCUUAAGAUAUUCUUUGCUUCAGAUUCGGCUAAAUUUAUCUGCAACGUUGGAUGCUGUUAUCACGCCUUGGAGGAGGAAUUCUAUGCCAACCCUUACCUGGAGCCCGGAGUAGUCUCAACCUCUCCUCCAGGUUUCCCCGUCAGUUCCUUGCUUCGAAAGAACAAAUUCUGGUUGGGUCGAAAUGCCCGGAUACUUGCGUCUCAGCCUCUCAACAGGUUGGCGGAGAAAGGAAACCUUCCUAGUAGAUCUCUCAUAUGGAGAGCAAUUCUUCAAGUGAUUUUGAAUGAGAACGUUCCUGAUCUACGCUUCCAGGAUCACCAGGUCGGACGCAUUGCUUCAAAAUCAACAGAUUUCAUCGAUUACGUUCGUCGGGCAGUAAUCCGGUGUAAGAAACCCAUCGACCUGUCAGAUGAAAGAAUCUUGGAGUACUACAACAACUACUAUCCUAGAUAUUCUAGAAAACUAAAUUGUUUCUAUCAGUUUAGAUCCUUGUUUGCUCCGGUUAUUGAAGGAAUUAUUCUCCUGGACAGACUGCUGUUCCUACAAGAGAAAGGUUGCACUGAAUCUUGUUUUAUUAUUCGAUUGUUUGAUCCCACGGUGAGUCCCCGUUGUUACGCUCUUGUAGCAUCUAAACCUUGACAUUGCAGA
This is a messenger RNA of Eurytemora carolleeae, 2368 nucleotides long. RefSeq names its product methyltransferase-like protein 25. The record is from RefSeq and is a predicted model, not a curated record. Bases 437 to 2359 code for a protein of 640 amino acids. The transcript is spliced from 4 exons. NCBI's taxonomy places the organism in Eukaryota, Metazoa, Arthropoda, Copepoda, Calanoida, Temoridae.